Molecule: messenger RNA, 1835 nt
Organism: Papaver somniferum (opium poppy)
Lineage: Eukaryota; Viridiplantae; Streptophyta; Magnoliopsida; Ranunculales; Papaveraceae
Product: pyruvate kinase 2, cytosolic-like
Exons: 4
Coding region: 1410-1805 (131 amino acids)
Biological process (GO): glycolytic process
Cellular component (GO): cytoplasm
Molecular function (GO): potassium ion binding; magnesium ion binding; pyruvate kinase activity
Source: RefSeq, a predicted model, not a curated record
CGGUACAUCCUCUGAACUUCCACUUCAUCAUUUUCGGGUAUACAUCUACAGGACGCGGCUUCGGAUAGCAAGUUUUGAGAAAAUUGGGCGAUUGGAGAACACGGAUGAAGACUUCGCCUGAAUUGUAUGCCGAUAAGAUGACUGAACAUUUGAGAGGCUCUUGUGAACUUCUUGUAAAUAGUUGUUGUGCAAUCAGCAACGUUACUCCUCCGGAUCUUGUCUUUCCGAUCAAGAAUAAAUGUCAUCUACCAAAGAGGCAAAAGGUGUUAAGUCAGCAAAAUGAUUUGAUGAUUGCAAGUAAUAAUUUCGAAUCAUAAUUAAUAUUCAGUUUAAUUUAUAAAACCCUUUGUCAUUGAAAACAAUCAAUUAAUAGUUACAGUUUGAUUGAGAGAUUGAGGAAGGAUGAAACUUAUCUUUAUAAUUGUUUUUGCUGAUUGAAUCUUCGGAUUUGAUGUUGGUGAUAACUUUAUUGAUUCCGGCAGUGGGUGGUCCAAACUAGUGGUUUCUUCGGAUUACGAUGGGAUGAUGAUUUGGUAGUGGAUGCGGAUUUUGGGUGUUAAUAGUUGUAAUUGGGAUUUUGCAAUCCACAACUCUUCAUUUAUUCGGUUCUUCCUUUCCCGCAGGUUUAACCAUGGAAACUCCAUUUCCGCAGUUGAGUUCGCAACUUAUGAUCUUGAUAAAGAUGGUUGUACAAUUCUUUCUUGUAAGCAUACAAUUCUUUCAUCAUUUACAGAGGUCCUACCGGAGCCAUGAACAUUAUCAUCAUAGUUGAUGAUUGAGGCUUCGGGUUUAGUAUCCUCGGAUGACAGUGGGGUAAUGAUCUGAUGGUGACCGCGGAAACUCCUCACUGUGGAAUUUUACAAACAGCUUGUGUGCAGUCAUCAACUCCUCACUGUUUCGGCUGCUGUACCAAGACUAGAAACCGAGGUUUAUCUUUGAUUUAGUCGUCAUACGCAGGCAGUGCUUCCCAUCAAUUUUUCUUCGAUUCAACACAAGUCAUGCCUUCGGGGUUCACUGCUGUAUGCGGAAGUUUACGAUGGUUGCCGAUUUGAAGAUGAGAUUUUGGUGGUGAUUACUGUUGGAAACUUGGGGUGAACAUUGAAUGAAUUUCUUCGUGACGUCUUCGGUGUAGGGUUCUAUAUUAGUGAUGUCGAAUAGGUGGAGACCGAGGUGGAGAUAAAUUUGAGUUAUUUAGGUGAUCUCGGGCAUUUAUUUGAGGAGAGGGAGAUACGGUUUGAGGGCCUAAGUGGUUGCUGGUGAUUCUUUCUCUGGAAUUUUCCUUUCAUUCUGAUGAUGGGCAGUAGUAAUUUGUUGGUGGGGUUUGGUUGUCUUGAUGAAAUUGUGAAAAUUAUUGGGUAUUUCACGCGGAUGAGAAUUUGAAGAAAACUGAGGCUUCGGAUGGAAAGGUUAUGCUAGAUACAAUAGGCCCUGAAUUGCAAGUUCUUAAUAAAAGUGAAAAAUCGAUUGCACUGAAGGCUGAAUCAUCGGUUGUUUUGACUCCGGAUCAAGAUAAAGAAGCAACUUCAGAUGUAUUGCCAAUCAAUUAUGAUGGAUUAGCAAAGGCAGUAAAGAAAGGAGACACCAUCUUUCUAGGUCAAUACCUGUUCACAGGAAGUGAAACUACAUCAGUUUGGCUUGAGAUAUGUACUUUACCUGGAAGUGGUGCAGCAGAUAUGUACUCGAAUUGUAAGCAGCGGAUAUAUACUCGAAUUUGUAAGCAGUGCGACAGAUAUGUACUCAGAUUUGUAAGCAGUGCGACAUAUAUGUACUCAAAUUUAUUAGCAUAUAUGUACUCGAAUUUGUGAGCAGUGUGCCAGAUAUGUACUCAAAUUUGU